Messenger RNA from Botrytis fragariae, 459 nucleotides. RefSeq lists its product as uncharacterized. The record is from RefSeq and is a predicted model, not a curated record. Lineage: Eukaryota; Fungi; Ascomycota; Leotiomycetes; Helotiales; Sclerotiniaceae. The coding region runs from base 1 to 459 and encodes 152 amino acids. The transcript has a single exon.
AUGUACCUCAAAGAUUUCGCCUCUGGCUGUUGUGCCUGGCAAUUCGCUGGCUGGCUCAUGUUUUACGACUCUCGGGGUAGACGUGUAACGUCUCUUCAAAAUGACGAGCACGAUGGUUGUAAGAAGAAUGAGACUGAGACCCCGAGAGCCCCGCCAAUGAUAGCACCUACCGGCGAACUGUUUGAUGGGUAUUCUGUACUGACUGGAACUAUACCGGUGUUGAAUGUGGCUGCUGGAUCGUCGGUUAUGGUCGAUGAUAUGAUAGCAGGUGUGGAAGUUGGCACUUUAGGAUUCGUGGCGAAUGACGAAGAAGACACAGUUACUGUUCUUUCCAGAGUUGAUAUGCUUACCGCCGCUCGUGACGAGGAAGAUAUAGUUGCUGGCAUGGGAGAAGUUAUGGUGGGAACCGCAAACCAAACAGCUGAGCCUGGAGCAUUUGCACACGUAAUAUGUGUAUAG